Haemonchus placei is the source of this 876-nucleotide messenger RNA. Lineage: Eukaryota; Metazoa; Nematoda; Chromadorea; Rhabditida; Trichostrongylidae. The record is from the annotation of a GenBank genome assembly.
AUGGACGUGUCCGUGGCAAUUAUUCAACUACGCCGUAGUGAUCGUACGUUUCUAUCUCCUCAUGACUAUGACGUAGUUAUUCUCGAUGAACCGUCGACCAGCUACAGCGUACCGAAGCAUCAAGACGUGCAGCCAUAUCCAGUGAAGAAACGAACUACCGUAGGAGGUCAUGGUGUUGCAAGUACCGUAAUCAAACUACCGUCAUUUCGGGUUACCGACUGCAGUGCAAGCCUUGCAGAUUCUGUGCUCAGUGAACUGGCAGCAAAGACCAGGACAGCAUUCCGCCGAGCCGUUGCUAUACCACUAUGGGACGGCGAUGGACCGCCUUCAAGUGGACGAAUUGCUCCCGGUACCGUACUCAUGUGCGCUCCAAUGGUUCCGAAAGAAGGAAUCUACAGCGACUGGGCAUUCCUCUUGAAUCCAUUUUCUGGAUGGAUGAAGACUGCGAUCCUAUACGCAUCGACAGUGCUGAUACUCUACAGAAUGCUGCAAUGGACACAACCGUACUUCGCCUGCACAUUCGUAAUGACCACGAGCAUGAACACUUCGACAUAUCUUGUCCCAGCUGCGAUGAAUUCACUACACGCACUGUUUGUCGCAGGAGACGACAUCCCCGGCAACCAUCCCGUAGUCGUUCAAGAUCCAAAAGUCACAACAGAACACAUGCUCAUCAUUUCCAUUCGAGAAGCCGUUCAAGAAGCCGUCAUCGAUCUCGUGAACGACGUUCUCAUACGAGGAACCGUUCUCGGAGCCACAAUCGCUGUCAUCGAUGCUGCCAUUCAAAUUCCCGAGCUCGCUCCAGAAGUCAUGACCGUCAUCACGGGCAACAUCACCCCUCAAGAGUUGUCAUGGAGGAGCAUCAUCAUGGCCAUCUGA